Emys orbicularis (European pond turtle) is the source of this 426-nucleotide messenger RNA. Its product is annotated as ribonuclease-like. The record is from RefSeq and is a predicted model, not a curated record. The transcript has a single exon. Gene Ontology annotation, molecular function: RNA nuclease activity; nucleic acid binding. Gene Ontology annotation, biological process: defense response to Gram-positive bacterium. The coding region runs from base 1 to 426 and encodes 141 amino acids. Lineage: Eukaryota; Metazoa; Chordata; Testudines; Emydidae.
AUGGCUCUGAGGGGACCCCGCCCCACAUUCCUGCUGACCCUCGCCUUGCUGGCUGCCUGUGUGGCUCUGACCCUCGGGCAGAGGUGGAACCUGCUGAAUGACAUAUUCCGGAAAGACCAUGUGGACUACCCCAAGACACGCGCCAUCAACAACAACGCCUACUGCAACAAGAUGAUGUGGGACCGGGUGAUGUACUUGAGGUACACCAACACCUUCAUCCAUGCGACGGCCAAGGAUAUCAACAAAGUCUGCACAACGUCUGGGUUAUCCGCUGGGCCCUACCGGCACGUGAGCACGAGUUUCUUCAGCAUCACCACCUGCACAUUUAACCCCUGGAGUAUCUCUUACACCGGGAUCAGCGCAAAACAAAAAAUCGUCAUCUCCUGCUUGAAUCGUCUCCCUGUUUUCUAUGUGAAGAGCACAUAG